AUGAAAGGGCUCGAGGAGUGGCUCGCGUCGUCAUCGUCAUUGGAUGAUUCAAACAAUGCGGACUUCGUAAGUGCGCCGCCAGUGCGGGGCGGCCGCGGCGGGGAGGGGGCAAGCAGCACGGAUGCCCGCACACGUAAUGAGGAAAUGCGGGAGCGCAUGCGAAACCUGUUGGGGGACCGCGUCGUGAAGGCCGUUGUGGAGGAAACAAGUGGCGUGGGAAAAGCAGCCGCGCCACAGUCUGUCAGCACCGCCGACAACUAUUAUGUAGAGGAGGACGGGAGUCGUCGUGGUGACAGACAUCACGAGAAGAAUAGCAGAGGUGGCAGCAACAGGUGCAUUCGUCCUUCAUCGCGAGAGUAUCGCCGUGUGGAGGUUAUGGUUGUCGACCGCGGAACUCAAACGACAUCAACGGUUGGCUGCCAAACGGACCCCGUAGAGAAUUAUGCACCCUACAUGGGAUACCCACUGACUCAUUGCUGCACCUGUAGCUGCGGAAAGCGGCGCCCUGGUGGCGGCAUGCUGCCGCGUGAAGAGUACUCGGGUGAACCGCCUCUUCGGUUCAAGGAACAGUUAGACAUGAUAAAGAAUUCCAUAGAUAUUAUGAUUGCACGAUACAACCUUCCACCGCCUCCUUUACCCCGUGUAGAAUGA
Messenger RNA from Trypanosoma cruzi, 651 nucleotides. RefSeq lists its product as uncharacterized. Bases 1 to 651 code for a protein of 216 amino acids. Lineage: Eukaryota; Euglenozoa; Kinetoplastea; Trypanosomatida; Trypanosomatidae. The record is from RefSeq and is a predicted model, not a curated record. The transcript has a single exon.